Molecule: messenger RNA, 692 nt
Organism: Cladocopium goreaui
Lineage: Eukaryota; Dinophyceae; Suessiales; Symbiodiniaceae
Source: the annotation of a GenBank genome assembly
AUGCGACUACCGCGUGCGACUGUCACCUGCAAUGGAGUGUUUGUUCGACAAUUGCUGAGUAAGGCGCUGCAUGUGGCGAGACAGCUCAGAAAGGCUGGUCAAUCAGUGGAUGUCUUUUCAGAGGAGACCAAGAAGGUGCACAAGGGCUUCAAAUACGCCGAUCGCGUGAACGCCACACGCGUGGCCUUCGUGGCUCCGGGGGAGUGGGAUCAAGGCCUUGUCACCAUUAAGGACCUGAGAAACUUCAAAGAAGACGACCCCAAGGAAGUGAAGCAAAAGGAUAUCCCUCUGCAGGACCUGGCAAACUUCGCGUCCUACUUCCAGCUGCCCGGGGCGCCUGCGCCAACACCGGCGGCCGCACCGGCGGCGAUGGCGGUGGCAACGGCUGCGGCGCCGUCAAAGGGGCCCAAUGGAUCAUCUGAUUUGGAGGCGACCUUGGCGGAUCAACCAUAUCUCUCCGGCUACACGGCUACAGCUGCUGAUCGACAGUUGUAUGAGAAGAUGAAAGCCGAUGCAGGCUGUCCCAGCAGCACUGCCUUGCGCCGAUGGUAUCUUCACAUAGGCUCCUUUUCGCAGAGCGAGCGAUUGAGUUGGAAAUAGAGGUUGGUGUGAGAUCCGUGUAGCUAGUGUGGUUGUCUGCUGAAAUGCAGUGAACCCUUACUGGACAGAGGCUUCAAGUUGUUUUCGUCGUC